AAGACUUUUUUCAAAUUUAUUGGGAAUAUUUGUGAAGGAAAUAACAUUUCAAUUCGAUCACUCGCAACAAUAACUUCUGAUAAAAAUCGUGCAAUCAAAGAAAAUAAAAAUUGGACGUGUUUAAUUAGAUUUAAAGUGAAAUAUAAAACGAAGAAAAAAAAUUUCUAGAGGAGAAAAAAUAAAUACAAAUACGAAAACAAACAUCUAUAAGGAGUUAAUAUCAAAAAAGAAUUUGUCAUGGAUCUGCCAAUACAAUUGAUUGUUAAGGUUCAACAGUUUGAGGAUAAGCGAAUCGAGGCAAAGGCUUCAUGGAAUAUUAAAGAGCUGAAAGGGAAGCUCAGUGAAAUUUAUCCAACAAGUACAGAAGAACAGAAACUAAUUUAUUCGGGAAAACUUUUAAACGACACGGUUGUUUUAAAAGACGUACUACGUGAAUACGAAGGACAAGAAGCCCAUACUGUUCAUUUGGUUUUCACACCUAAGUCUGGUCGUAACCAUUCAAAAUUCGACACUCAAAGUGCGAGGCAAUCAUCGAUAUUGAACAGCAAUUCCCAAAGUACGACUCCAAUGGCAGACAUGACAACAAACGAAUUACGGCAAAGAAAUGUCUCAUCAUCAACAACACCAUCGUCAAAUCUGAAUCAAGAUCAACAGAAUCCAAAUUUGAUGAACAUUCCCAGUAAUUACCUAAAUGCCUUCUAUGGAUCUGCAAGUGGUCAGAAUGACACGAAUAGUCAAAUCUUAGCUCAACAGUAUGCAAUGCAAACAUGGAUGCAACAAGCUUACGCUCAAUAUAUGAACCAGUAUAUGAACCUACUUUCAUCACCAGAGGCAUUUUAUCAGCAACAACAACAGCAAUCACAUCAACAAUAUCCACACAACUUUACAUUUCUACCGCCUCAAAUGCCUUUUGUUACGCCAUCAACAAUUCUUAAUGAAGCUUCAUCGUCUCAACAACCAUCUAAUGAUAACGAGGCAUCAACAACAGCAGCUGCAGCUGCUGCUGCUCAACAACAACAGCAACCACAACAACCAGCAGCUGAAGCACCACAAAGACGAUUCCCAAACAUCAUUCAAGAUGAGCAAGAGAAUCGUGAUUGGCUUGACAUUCUUUAUUCAAUGUCACGACUUAUGAUUCUCUUGUGUUUGGUUUACUUUUAUUCGUCGCCAAUUCGAUGUCUUGUUGUCAUCCUAAUAGGCAUUUCAAUUUACUUGUAUCAUAUUUACAAGCAAAAUCAAACUCGUUUGAAUAAUAACAACAGUACAAGAGUCAACCUUAAUGUUAAUAGACCAGUCCCAGUUCAACAGCCUGCAGCGGAAGUAGAAGGUCAAGAAAAUGCGGGAAAUGAUGAAAGAACUGAAACAGAUGGUGGAUCGUCAGAGAAUUCUUCGGUGCAACAAAGGCAAGGUGAUAAUGAAGCUGAGUCAAUGAUGAAUUCAAAUCAUGAAGCAACAGCGGCACAACCUGAGCCUCAAGUUCCUGUCUUAACUAUUGUAAGAACAUUCGUACUUUCGUUUUUCUCAUCAAUCAUCCCUGAAGCACCGGCAUUGUGAACAAACAUCGCAAUGUUUGCAGCCAUGUACAUUGUUUCUUACGUCAUUUUGCUUGUUUUCAAAAGAUUUUAUAAUGCACCAUGAAUCUUUAAUAUUUAAUAAUGAAUUAAAAGAAGGAAACAAAAAUUAAUUAAUAUAAAUUCUCUACAAUCAAAAACAUGUUUAGGUGCAUAACGUUAGUUUUGGAAGAUUAAUUAAGUUAUUGAAGCGGUUUCUUGAAGCCAGUAUAUGACCCUAAACGGCUGUUGGAUAUUCGUAAGCCUUUUUUCUAUUCAUUUGUAAUUUUUUGUAUAUUGGGGACAAUAUCAAAUACCAAACAGGUUUUGUUCGUUUGUACUUUGUUUUUCUGACUAACCUGAGGCAGUUUUUAUGGUGUUAAAGAUUUUCUGAAACACUCGCUUAGAUCCCAAUGUCGUUUGAAAUUGCUGUAAAACUGUAAAAAAAUUUAAUCAUUGAUUCUUCCUUUAACAUAAAAAAUAAAAUUUUUCUGUUUUUGCUUUGUUAUGUUACGGAUCUAAUCCCAUGAAAAGCUGAUAAUAAAUGAAAUUUAAGUUAAGAAAGAAAUUUAUCUGAGAGAAAGAAAGGAGAAUAUUGGAAACUGUGUUAGAUAGAAGUACAUAAUAAAACGUUGAUAAUAUUAUCGAUAUUCGCGACCUUAUUAUUCGACUUUAUAUUUCUGUGUAAAGAAAAGGAAAAAUGUAAUAAAACUUUAUCAUUGAUUUAUUCUAGAAUUA
Molecule: messenger RNA, 2288 nt
Organism: Clunio marinus
Lineage: Eukaryota; Metazoa; Arthropoda; Insecta; Diptera; Chironomidae
Source: the annotation of a GenBank genome assembly